CCACCUCUAACCCGCCCAGACGCGUGCGGCCGCCGGGAGACCCAGCGGACCUGCGGGGAUGGAGGCGGCUGGCAGCUGGGCACUGCUGCUCCUGCUGCUGUUGCUGCUGCUGCUGCUGACGUUGGCGCUGCCCCGGGUGCCAAGCCACCUGCCCCCGGGACCCAGGCCGCUGCCGCUGCUGGGAAACCUGCUUCAGCUCCGUCCCGGGAGGCUGUACCCCGGGCUUCUGCGGCUGAGUGAGAAAUACGGGCCGGUGUUCACCGUGCACCUGGGCCCCUGGCGCCGCGUGGUGGUCCUGGUGGGACAUGAGGCCGUGCAGGAGGCCCUGGGAGGUCAAGCUGAGGAUUUUGCUGGGCGGGGAGCAUUGGCGACGCUGGACCCGACUUUUGAUGGCCAUGGGGUCUUCUUCGCCAAUGGGGAGCGGUGGCGGCAGCUGAGGCGGUUCACCACACUGGCCCUGCGGGAUGUGGGCAUGGGAAGGCGAGAAGGCGAGGAGUUGAUUCAGGCAGAGGCCCAGAACCUAAUGGAGGAACUGCGGAAGACCCAAGGAAGUCCCUUUGACCCCUCCCUGCUACUGGCCCAGGCCACCUCCAACAUUGCCUGUUACCUCCUCUUCGGCUUCCGCAUGGCCUACGACGAUGAGGAGUUCCAGGCUGUGGUGAGGGCGGCUGCCGGUACCCUGAGGGGGACCAGCUCCCCGUGGGCCCAGACCUAUGAGAUGUUCUCCUGGUUCCUGCGGCCCCUGCCCAGCCCCCAGACACAGCUGCUCCUCCGCCACCUGGGCACCCUGGCUGCCUUCACUGUGCAGCAGGUGCGCAGGCACCAGGAGAAACUGGAUGCCACAGGCCCCGCCCGUGAUGUCGUGGAUGCCUUCCUGCUGAAGAUGGCCCAGGAGGAGCAAAACCCAAACACAGAAUUCACGGAGAAGAACCUGCUCAUGACCGUCACUUACCUGCUGUUUACUGGCUCGUCCACGGUCAGCGCCACCAUCUGCUAUGCCCUGCUACUGCUGCUGAAGUUCCCUCAGGUUCACAACCGUGUGCAAGAAGAGCUGACGCGGGAGCUGGGUGCAGGCCGGGCGCCAGGCCUGGCGGACCGUGCCCGUCUCCCCUACACCGAUGCGGUUCUACACGAGGCCCAGCGGCUGCUGGCGCUGUUGCCCAUGGGCGUGCCCCGUGCCCUCACGCGAACCACCUGCUUCCGAGGGUACACCCUGCCGCAGGGCACGGAGGUCUUUCCCCUCCUUGGCUCCGUCCUGCAGGACCCCACGGUCUUUGAGCAGCCGGAACAGUUCAACCCUGACCGCUUCCUGGAUGACGAGGGACGGUUCCGGAAGCAUGAGGCAUUCCUGCCCUUCUCCCUAGGCAAGCGUGUGUGCCUAGGCGAAGGCCUGGCCCGCGCCGAGCUCUUCCUGCUGUUCACGGCCAUCCUGCAGGCGUUCACCCUGGACAGCCCGUGCCCGCCGACAGUGCUCAGCCUCCAGCCUGCCAUCAGUGGCCUCUUCAAUGUCCCCUCCACCUUCCAGCUGCAAGUGCGGCCCCGCUGAUCUCCAGCGCACCGAGUGCACCUGCUGAAGAGAGGGGAACUCUGGGUGGUGGUAGUGGUGGUGAUGGCAUGGUUGGGGCCUCCGUCCUCACUUGGGACGGGUAGGGGACAAGGAUGGAGUUAUGUCUCUGGAGCCACAAGUCUACACCGCAGGCAGCCCACACUGAUGCACCUCUGGCUGCAGACCUUUGGCCCAGGCAGCUGUCGCAGGCCUCGCCACACGCCGGCCGCAGCCACCAGGGCCUUAAGGCAGCUGCUGCCCAGGCUGGCUCCACCGGCUGGCACAGCCACACACGGACAUGUACACCACACGCAGCUGCCUGUCCGCCACCCCUAACGUCACAAAGCAGAUGUCCGUGGCCGUGGCACACAACCCUUAUCAAUGCCAGGGUCUCCAGGUGCCCUACUCAGAAAGCAACGUGCCCCCUCCUGGGUCAAGUAAAAAAUGAGAGUGUCCCUGCCCAGG
Molecule: messenger RNA, 2011 nt
Organism: Ochotona princeps (American pika)
Lineage: Eukaryota; Metazoa; Chordata; Mammalia; Lagomorpha; Ochotonidae
Product: cytochrome P450 2S1
Exons: 9
Coding region: 59-1546 (495 amino acids)
Biological process (GO): xenobiotic metabolic process
Cellular component (GO): intracellular membrane-bounded organelle; cytoplasm
Molecular function (GO): iron ion binding; oxidoreductase activity, acting on paired donors, with incorporation or reduction of molecular oxygen, reduced flavin or flavoprotein as one donor, and incorporation of one atom of oxygen; heme binding
Source: RefSeq, a predicted model, not a curated record